AUGGCCCAGCAGCGAGCCACCAGCUUCGUGGUGGAAAAGGUGCUCGGCAUCGACGUCAACGAGCGGUACGCCCAGGUCCCGCUGGACCUCGAGCAGCGUGCCCGCAGCGUCAUAGACCCGGCAGACACGUACCUCGAAAACGAACCCGCCGUUGCGGAGGUGUUCAAGGAGCUGGUACCUACCCGCGAUGGCGCCAUCAGCUACAUCACAGAGCUGUUCCCGUCGGCCUCGUGGAUAAGGAGAUACAAUGUGCGCUGGCUGGCUGGCGACGUUCUUGCCGGCAUCACCAUCGGCCUUGUCGUGGUGCCACAGGCUCUGGCAUACGCGGCUCUUGCCCGCUUGGAUGCUGCCUUUGGCUUAUACACAUCCUUUACUGGUGCUAUAACGUAUUGGAUGUUUGGCACCUCCAAAGACAUUGUCAUUGGUACCACGGCAGUGGGGUCGCUACUCGUCGGCAAUGUUGUGGGUUCCAUUAAAGAGUCCCACGGCGACAAGUACUCGGCGCCUCAGAUUGCCCACGCCCUAGGCAUGCUGUCCGGCGCCGUUCUUCUGUUUUUCGGGCUGCUUCGACUAGGAUGGGUCAUCGAGUUCAUUCCAUAUAUUCCCAUCUCGGCGUUCAUCACCGCUGCGAGCAUCACCAUUAUGUCGACUCAAUUUCCAGUCGCUCUGGGGCUGCAGGGGGUAAAUACUAGAGAAGCCCCCUACAAGGUUAUCAUCAGCAGCCUCCAGAGGCUACCUACCAUGCGAGCCGACGCUGCCAUUGGGCUGACGUCUAUCGCGUUGCUUUUUGCAAUCAAGAGCUUCUGCUCCAGGAUGGAGCUGCGCAUGCCUCACAAAAAGCGCCUUUGGGGGUCCCUCUCGUCUUUCCGCCUGACGUUCACCAUGCUGCUUUUCACCUUUAUCAGCUACCUGGCGAAUCGGGGAUUGUCAAAGGACCAACACAAAUUUCAGAUUGUUGGCACGAUUGAGCGAGGCUUUCAGGAGGCGAGUGUUCCGCACCCGGACAGCGGACUGGUCAAGGCGAUUUUGCCCGAACUGCCUGCCGUGGCCAUCAUUUUGGUGAUUGAACACAUAGCCAUCUCGAAAGCCAUGGGACGCCUCCACGGCUACACCAUCAACCCGUCGCAGGAAAUUGUCGCUCUCGGCAUGGCCAACAUGUUCAGCCCAUUUGUUGGCGGCUACGUCUGCACUGGCUCCUUUGGCGCGUCUGCGGUUCUGUCCAAGGCCGGUGUCAGAACGCCCCUCGCCGGGCUCUUCAGCGCCUUGGUGCUCGUGCUGGCCCUCUACGCCCUCACGGGGGUGUUUUACUUUAUACCCAAGGCCGCGCUGGCCGGACUCAUCAUUCACGCGGUGUGCAACUUGAUGACACCGCCAGCGAAGCUGUACAAGUACUGGCAGCUGUCACCCAUCGAGCUGCUUAUCUGGAUUGUUGGUGUUUUGUUGGCCAUCUUUGAAUCCCUGGAGGCGUCUAUCUAUGCUGGAGUCGUCCUCUCGGUAGCGGUGCUGCUGUUCCGGAUCGCCAGGAAGCAGGGCACGUUUCUUGGUAUCGCGCAUGUGAGACGUGUUCGCGGCGAGAAGGACCUCGGUCCGGAUGGCAAAAGCUCGCAUCAGUCGCACCAGGUCUUCCUGCCUCUGGAACGACGGGGACCAUCGAACCCCAACAUCAAGAUCGACAGUCCUUACCCAGGCGUCUUUGUUUAUCGCCUAAGCGAAGGGUUCAACUACACCAAUCAGGCCUACCAUGUGGACACGUUGACCAAGUACGUCAUGGAUAGGACGCGGCGUAUGUCGCCCGAAGAGUUUGAGAGGGAGUCGGACCGCCUCUGGAACGAUCCGGGACCACGCACCUACGACAGCGAGUCGGAAUCGCUGCCUUACCUCCGUGCAAUGGUAUUCGACUUUGCGGCCGUCAACAACGUCGAUGUCACUUCGGUGCAGGGCCUGAUUGACUUGAGGAACACAUUCGACCGACACGCCGCGCCGGACACGGUGGAGUGGCACUUUGCCAACGUCCACAACCGCUGGACGCGCCGCGCCCUCGCGGCAGCCGGGUUCGGCUACCCGACCUCGCGUAAUUUAGAGGCGAUCAGGAACUGGCACCCAGUCUACAGCAUCGCCUCGACGCUCACGGAGAGGGACUGGCCAGUGUUUGGCAGAAACACUUGGAUCACGGAGCUGGACCAGGACGAGGAGCGUACCGCUGGGGCUAGGACGCCCGAGUCGCUGAGCUGCGCAUCCACGACCCAGGGAACACCGACAUCCCCACGACCGGUGCAGGGGUUUGAUGGGAAACAGGCGGCGGUGAGCGGCGUGGACAGACCGUUCUUCCACGUCGACCUGAGGGAUGCCGUGGAGUCGGCGGUUAGAGAUGCGCGGAGCAAGGACGGCCAUCACUAA
Molecule: messenger RNA, 2397 nt
Organism: Purpureocillium takamizusanense
Lineage: Eukaryota; Fungi; Ascomycota; Sordariomycetes; Hypocreales; Ophiocordycipitaceae
Exons: 4
Coding region: 1-2397 (798 amino acids)
Biological process (GO): transmembrane transport
Cellular component (GO): membrane
Molecular function (GO): secondary active sulfate transmembrane transporter activity
Source: RefSeq, a predicted model, not a curated record